AUGGGCCCCACUAUGAACUCAAUUCAGUUGGUUGGGACGGUCCCCAAGAUGGAGGUCCCCCCAGAUGGAGCUUGUGGUCGGCAUACCGUCUGGCGUGAUCAUACGUUUAAAGUCAGAAUGAAGCAUGACUGGCGUUCUCGGGGAGUGGGGAUUGCGGGAAUAGAGGAAAAUGUCACAAACAGUGGGAAAUAUCAGAGGAAAUAA
Opisthorchis viverrini is the source of this 204-nucleotide messenger RNA. RefSeq lists its product as hypothetical. Lineage: Eukaryota; Metazoa; Platyhelminthes; Trematoda; Opisthorchiida; Opisthorchiidae. The coding region runs from base 1 to 204 and encodes 67 amino acids. The record is from RefSeq and is a predicted model, not a curated record. The transcript is spliced from 2 exons.